Molecule: messenger RNA, 1167 nt
Organism: Olea europaea var. sylvestris
Lineage: Eukaryota; Viridiplantae; Streptophyta; Magnoliopsida; Lamiales; Oleaceae
Product: 2-phytyl-1,4-beta-naphthoquinone methyltransferase, chloroplastic
Exons: 7
Coding region: 106-891 (261 amino acids)
Biological process (GO): phylloquinone biosynthetic process
Molecular function (GO): 2-phytyl-1,4-naphthoquinone methyltransferase activity
Source: RefSeq, a predicted model, not a curated record
UUUGAUUUUCUUGACCAUGUAACAAAUAUUGAAAAUUUGUGUCCUCAAUUGGUAAUGUCAAGGGCCAAUGAUUUUGAGAUGGAGAGAAAUAGUUAGCAACUGCCUAUGGCUACACUUUCUCACUGUCUUCCCUCCAUUACCAGCCAGCAUCGUCGACUGGUCUUCCGGUUCAAACACCGGCCGAUUCAAUGCUCAGCAGCUGCUGAACGCCAGGCGCUUUUUAACCGUAUCGCUCCUGUCUAUGAUAAUUUGAAUGAUUUGUUUAGCUUGGGAAACCAUAGAAUAUGGAAAAGAAUGGCGGUUUCAUGGAGUGGGGCAAAAGAAGGAGAUAAUGUGUUGGAUUUAUGUUGUGGAAGUGGGGAUUUGGCUUUUCUCUUGUCCGAGAAAGUUGGACCCAAUGGCCAGGUGACAGCUCUUGAUUUCUCGAAGGAGCAAUUACAAAUUGCUGCAUCUCGCCAGCGAAUGCGAUUUAAGCCCUGCUACAAGAAUAUUAAGUGGGUUGAAGGAAAUGCAGUUGACUUACCAUUUUCUGACUCUUAUUUUGACGGCAUUACAAUUGGCUAUGGGUUAAGAAAUGUGGUAGAUAGGCCGAAAGCGAUCGAGGAGAUGUGCAGAGUUCUAAAGAAAGGUUCAAAAGUAUCUGUUCUCGAUUUUAACAAAAGCACUCAUCCAAUUGCCAUUUCAUUUCAGGAUUGGGUGAUUGAUAAUGUGAUAGUUCCUGUUGCAAGUGGGUAUGGCCUUGGUAGUGAGUAUGAAUACUUGAAGAAUUCAAUCAAGAAAUAUCUGACAGGAGAUGAGUUGGAAAAGAUAGCUUUAGAAGCAGGAUUUUCCACUGCCAAACAUUAUGAGUUUAGCGGAGGAUUGAUGGGCAAUUUAGUAGCUUCACGAUAAGAUCAGUUGUUUCUUCAGACUGCUUCCUUUCAAGCGGGUUGAUUUACAUGCUCUGGCUUGCUACUUCUGAAGGGAUAUACAAGCAUCUCUUGCAUAGUUGUUUAGGUAAUAAGUCUGAUUGGCAUCUGUCCUGUUACAAAUAUAAUUUUAUCUGAUCCAGGUAAUUUCUUGAGAUAAAUCAAUACUAAGUUUCAGUUAUGCUGCAUGACAUUGAUAUGUUGAGUACAUUUUGUUUAGAAUGUGAUAAAGAUUUCUGUCUGAGGGAGCUUAAAGCAA